This is a messenger RNA of Nematolebias whitei (Rio pearlfish), 1067 nucleotides long. Its product is annotated as zona pellucida sperm-binding protein 3. The record is from RefSeq and is a predicted model, not a curated record. Gene Ontology annotation, molecular function: acrosin binding. Lineage: Eukaryota; Metazoa; Chordata; Actinopteri; Cyprinodontiformes; Rivulidae. Gene Ontology annotation, cellular component: extracellular matrix. The transcript is spliced from 9 exons. Bases 7 to 957 code for a protein of 316 amino acids. Gene Ontology annotation, biological process: binding of sperm to zona pellucida; positive regulation of acrosome reaction; egg coat formation.
UCAGUCAUGAUGGCUCUCUUCUGGCAUUGUGUGCUGCUUUCUUGCCUGGUCGGUCUCCUUUCUGCAGACAUGCAGCUGGACUGCAAGCCUGACCACAUGACCCUUGUCUGGAUGGAUGGCAAGUCUCAGACUGAUCUGUCGCUCUUCCGUCUUGGUAGCUGCUUCCCCACCAGUGUCUCAAAGAGGGAGGUUGUCUUCAGUGUGGAUUUCAGUGACUGCAGCUUUGGGAGACUGGUUACUGGGGAUAAGCUGAAAUACACCAAUGACCUGAUCUACACCUCCUCUCCUGACUCUUACGUGCCUCCCUUUACUCUUCCAGUUGUCUGCUCGUAUGAAAGGCCCAAAGACUGGUUCCCAAUGAUCUAUGACCCAAUAUUUUCUACUUAUGGAGUGGAGGACUUGGUUUUCCACCUGAGCCUUAUGAAUGAUGACUUCUCAGGCCCUGCUGAGUCUACUAACUUUCCUCUGGGCUCAAUGAUCCCUAUCCUGGCGAGUGUGGCGCAGGAGAACCAUCAGCCCUUGCUGCUGCUGCUUGAGGAAUGUGUCGCUACCACCACCUCAGACCUGCAGCCUGGCUCUGACUUGUUCCCCAUCGUCACCAAUAAAGGAUGCUUGGUGGAUAGCAAGACUUCACGGUCCAAGUUUGAAACCAGGGAUAAAACUUCAGAGCUCAAGCUCCUACUCCAAGCAUUUAGAUUUGCUUUGGGACAGGAGGUUUACAUCCAUUGCAGCCUUUUGGCCUGGGAUCCUAUUAAUCUUGACAACACCAAGAAGGCCUGCCAUUAUGUGAAGGAUCAUGGAUGGGAGUUGCUGGACAAUCCUGUAUAUAGUGGACUGUGCGACUGCUGUGACUCCACCUGCAAGGCCAGAAAAGCAAGAAGCUUGGACUCUGGGGAAGCUGGCUUGGUGCGAAAGGCUGUCCUUGGACCCCUCACCAUCACAGACUUGUCCUCCUGAGGGGUUAAGUGGAAAUGAUGAUGACUUGCAGAUUGCUCUAAACUUGAAGUUUUAUCAACUUAUAAAUGUUGCCAAUGUCUGUCUUGAAAUAAAUUGAUGAAACUUGUAAA